Mytilus californianus (California mussel) is the source of this 2888-nucleotide messenger RNA. Its product is annotated as laminin subunit alpha-4-like. NCBI's taxonomy places the organism in Eukaryota, Metazoa, Mollusca, Bivalvia, Mytilida, Mytilidae. The record is from RefSeq and is a predicted model, not a curated record. Bases 205 to 843 code for a protein of 212 amino acids. The transcript is spliced from 5 exons.
AAACAUAGCAAUUUAAUUGCACCUGUAAAACAUAUUACUCCGCCGAAGAAAAUAAAUCCAUAAGUGUAUAAAUAUACCUGAACGCGGCAAUAUUGAACGUAAGGAGCUGUUUCACUAACAAAAGUAUAAAAGUUAUUAAGGGUUGGAGUUGCUGCAACAGAUAUCUCAAUUUUAAAUUUUAUCAUUUGAUAUAUUUAUUUCAAGAUGAAAUUUUCUGAGACAUUUGGCGAAAUGAUAGCUCACUUUUUGAUAAUGAUUGAAAUUGUUCGAGGGAUGACCAUCAACCAGAAAUGCCAGACACCAAUCAAUAUAUUAAGCGCUAAAGGAGCUUACAUCGAACCUUUACAGAAAAGCAGAGUUAGGAUAGACUCAUUAAAGAAACCAUUUGGAAAUGGGCAUGCAUUGAGUUUUGAUUUUAAAACGACGUCCUUAAGUGGUGUUUUAUUUUACUUGAACAAUGCAAAUACCAAAGAAUUUGUUGGAGUUGAGAUAGCAUCCGGUUUUUUGACCUAUCAUAUAAAAUGUCGUCGUCUGGAAGCCGUGUUGACAGUAGCAGCUGCAAAGGUCGACGACGGAAAAUGGCAUAGUAUUGUGUAUAGACGGAAGAGGAAACGUGGACGUUUGAUUGUUGAUGGGAAGCAUUAUUUCCAGAACUAUAGAAUAGCCUGUGAUAAUGAAGGAUUUGCCUCUAUGACAUUGGGUGGUAUUCAUCCUGUUGAUAUUGAUUUCGUGGAUAGUUUCGAGGGUAAAACUGGACAUUUUGAAGGUUGUAUCAAGAAUGUAGACAACACAGCUGGUAUACUGACUUUACCUAAAUACACGGGUGUUUCCGAAUGUGAGUAAUCCCGAUGUAAAUCGAAAUGAGAUUUGAAUGAUUAUCUCAAAUAAUGUGUUCAGAGGCAAUGAUCUCACUAGUAAAACAAAUCUACUCUUCGUUUUUUCCCUUUUUGUCGUACUAUGCUGCUUAGAGUAAGAGACAAUAUAAAGGAUGAGUUUUUACAAGAGUGUUAUUCAAUAUGGAAUAAACGGAGGAACAAAGGCAAACGUAUACGAGAUCUUAUAGUGGACAAUUGAAAGAUACAAUGUGACAUGACAUGUUUUCUGCAACUAGUUUAUAUUAAAAUACCAUGUGCAUAAUAAUUGUCAGCGUAAACAGCUAUUUAUCCAUCUGCAUUUACAUUUAUAAGAUAGAUUUUGGUGCCGAUAAUUCAUAACAUACCGAACUUGUAUAAUACAGCCUCUGACAAUCCGGUUACAGUAUUUGCAAAACGCUGCAAAACAUUUUAUUUUCAAUGAUAUUCAUUGUUUAUUUUUACUGCAGCAUUUCUAUGAUAAUCAAUCAUUGCAAUUCAUAAAAUCAUCAUUAUUUUUAAUUCGAUUGAUAAUUGUGCGUUCUGCAUGUGCAAACUUAAGUUUAUGUCAUUUCUAUGUAACAGUCUUUGACAUCUGUGUUAGAUAUAAAACUGUCCUUAAGCACAUUUGGAAGGGGGAUCACCGGCAUAGAGGUAAUUUUUUAUCGGAAAUCGAGUUGUACUAUUACAUAGAUAUUUAACCGCUAACUUACGUAGGAUCAUAAAGAUUGUUGAAAGCCUACGUCGAUUUAUAGAAUUCCAAACAGUAUCAUAUCAUCAUAUACUCUUUCGUUUUCGGUGCGCAUGAUACGUAUUUCCUCAAACAACGCCUAUAAUGUACGGUACUCCCCAGAUCAAAUUUGCGGGAAGCCUCAUAUAAAAAAGUUGAAGAAUCGAACCCAAAAAAAAAACCCAGAUCAAACAGCAUUAAAUUAGCAUGUCUUCAAAUUUUGCCUGAUGCUUUUUUGUACAAUUGCAUAAUUUAUAAACUGAAAGAAGGAGGUAAAAUAAAAGCCUGUAGUUGCCCCAUAACAUGACAAAAAUAUUAAAUUCUUCAAUCCUGUCAAAACAUUUUGAUUUUACUGACGAAUGAAUGUGACGAAAAAGUCUGAUCACUUUAGUGCAGAAACGUUAUAUGUGAUGUCACUGUUGGGUCACUUACAUGUCAAAAUCGACGUAUUUGACACAAAAUGUCCAUUUUACACAUAGUUAUCAUCAGCACCAGCCUUACACAAAAAAGUAUUUUACUCACAGUAACAUCUUUGUAUGGGACAUCAUGCAGCUACAUGUGACGUUUUUGUGACUAAAACUGUUGAUGAUAUUUAAAUGCAAAAGCAAGAUCAUCGGACAGUUUUGACUUAAAUACAAAUAGUUUGAAAGCAUAAGCAAAUACGUAUGACAAUCCAUAAACUUAAACACUCGUAUCUGAUAGUCUUGUAUCUCUUAAACAAUUUCAAGGGGUCAAAUUUAUCGUUAUUCGAUUUGAUGUUUUGAUAUACCAACUAUAGCUGAACGGGUCCCUGUCGUCACGCUGGGUACUAUAAGAACGUACCCUGGGUAGAUUUUAUGUUAUGAAAACUACGCAUGUCGAAAUAAAAGUAUUUAGGGGUACCCAGAUUAACCCACCACCUUAAAAGCGUACUCAAAUUGAAUAUAAAGUAAUUGUUUUCGGAAUAGUUUGGUAUGUUGAUAAUACUGUACUCAUAUACUUACAUCUUCCUCAUUAUGGCGUUUGUAUCGAAAGUAAACGAAAAUGAUAUAAAGGGUACUUUCUUAUGGAAUCCUGGUCGACAAUGACCUGUUUAGCCCAACUAUGGUAUGAUGACUCUUGAGAUUGGAAAAAUGUAUAGAUGUGUAUUAACCAAUCAUAAUAACAGAGUAACAUUUUGAUCUAUUAUGAAUUGAACUCAAUGUCGGCAUUGCCUAAAAUGUUAAAAUGGAAUAUGUUUGUAUAGUUGUUAUCUUUGUUAUAAUUUAAGCUUUUGAUGUUUGUUUGUGUUACUUUGAUUAAUAAAGAAUUGUUGUUGACAUUUAUAA